CAUUAAAGAUUGGAAAACGAGACUGAGCUACUUCCUGCAGAACUCUUCCAAUUCUACUAAAAUGAAGCCCAAGAAAGUGGGGAAACACCGCACCUACUUCAGACCUUCCCCUGAAGAAGCCCAGCUGUGGUCAGAAGCUUUCGAUGAACUUCUUGCUAACAAAUAUGGUCUUGCUGCUUUCCGAGCUUUUCUGAAGUCUGAGUUCUGUGAAGAGAAUAUUGAGUUCUGGUUGGCCUGUGAGGACUUCAAGAAAACCAAGUCACCCCAGAAGCUGACAUCAAAAGCAAAAAAAAUCUACAAUGACUUCAUUGAAAAGGAAGCUCCCAAAGAGAUAAAUAUAGACUUCCAAACCAAGAAUAUGAUUGCUCAGAAUAUUCAAGAAGCCACACAUACCUGCUUCAGUGCAGCGCAGAAGAGAGUUUACAGCUUAAUGGAGAAUAACUCAUACCCACGGUUUUUGGAAUCUGAAUUCUAUCAGGAGCUGUGCAAGAAGACCCACAUCACCGGAACAGCCCAGGGAACAUGA
This is a messenger RNA of Nestor notabilis (Kea), 526 nucleotides long. It is a transcript of the gene RGS2, whose product is annotated as regulator of G-protein signaling 2. Lineage: Eukaryota; Metazoa; Chordata; Aves; Psittaciformes; Psittacidae. The transcript is spliced from 4 exons. The record is from RefSeq and is a predicted model, not a curated record. The annotation marks the transcript as partial.